GAGGGAAAGCUGGAGAGCUCUGCGGUAGCAGUCAGCGCAAGAACCAAAGCAGAGAAAUACUGAGAGAGAGAAGGAAAAAAGAAGGUAGAUAGAGAAAGAACCACUGGAAUUAGGAGCAAAGAAAUAAAAUAAAGGAGAAAGAGAGAAGUCUGGAAAAUCAUUUCAGACCACGACAGAAGAGACUGAGAGAGAGAGAGGGGAAAAAAGACAAAAACAUGAAUUAAAAGAAGUCUUGGACUUCACAUUGGAGACACAUGUCCACGUGUGGAUUGUUACUGCUGCUGUGAUUUGUCAUUCCUCCUCACAGUGUGUGUGUGUUCUUGAGAGAUUGAGGAGAGUGUGUGAGCCUGUCGUUCCUCUGGAGUCUACGGGACCAUGGCACCUGUCAGGAAUGGAUGAACUUGAGGCUUAAAGGACUCUUGGAAGAGAAAGAAAGAGAAAAAAAACUGAAAUAGUAAAAGAUGAUGAUGACUAUGAUGAUGAUGAUGUGCAGCUCGCUGGUCCUGCUUGGGCUUAUUGGCGUCAGUGCUUCAUCCAGUGGAAUUUCAUCUUCCUCACCCCGGAUGAAGCUGUCUUAUAAAGAUCUCCAGCAGUUUAACGGCAUUAAGCGGUUUGACUUGGAGCAUUCGUGUUCUUUUGGAGCUCUCCUUUUAGAUGAGGAGAGGGGGCGGCUAUUUGUUGGAGCUCGUAACUUUCUGUUAUCUCUCAGUCUCGACAACAUCAGCAAACAGGAACAGAAGAUCUACUGGCCAGCGCCUGUUGAUUGGAGAGAAGAGUGCAACUGGGCUGGGAAAGACAUCAAUAUGGACUGCGUAAACUAUGUGAAAGUGCUACAUCACUACAAUCGGACUCACUUGUACGCCUGUGGGACAGGGGCUUUCCACCCCACCUGUGCUUAUGUGGAGGUGGGACAGAAAAUAGAGGAUCAUGUGUUUAAAAUCGACCCCUCUAUGGUAGAAGAUGGAAAAGGAAAGAGUCCGUAUGACCCACGCCACACAUCAGCAUCUGUUCUAAUUGGUGAUGAGCUUUAUGCAGGCGUGGCCACUGAUUUAAUGGGGCGGGACUUUACAAUCUUUCGCAGCAUGGGACGAAGGCCCUCCAUACGAACAGAACAGCAUGAUUCUCGCUGGCUCAAUGAGCCCAAGUUUAUAGCGGCAGUUGGUGUUCCAGAGAGUGAGAAUCCUGAUGAUGAUAAAGUAUUCUUCUUCUUCAGAGAAACUGCUGUAGAAGCUCAGGGAUUUGGGAAGGUUACAUAUUCCCGGAUUGGUCAGCUGUGCAGGAACGAUAUGGGAGGACAGCGCAGCCUAGUAAAUAAGUGGACGACAUUUCUAAAGGCUCGUCUUGUGUGUUCUGUACCAGGCAACGAUGGCACUGAAACACAUUUUGAUGAACUUAGGGAUGUGUUCCUGCUGCAGACCCGUGACCGAAAGAACCCGCUGAUCUACACCGUCUUUACCACCUCAAGCAGCGUAUUUCAAGGUUCUGCAGUGUGUCUCUACACCAUGAAUGACAUUCGCCGGGCAUUUUUAGGACCUUUUGCCCAUAAAGAGGGACCCAAUUAUCAAUGGGUUCCAUUCCAGGGUAAAGUGCCGUAUCCACGGCCAGGCAUGUGUCCCAGUAAAACCUUCGGGAGUUUUGAGUCCACUAAAGGUUUCCCUGAUAACGUAAUCCAGUUUGCAAGGCACCAUCCAUUAAUGUUUAAUCCAGUCACUCCACUGGGAGGCCGGCCGCUGUUCCUGCGCACUGGAAUACCAUACACCUUCACUCAGAUUACUGUAGACCGGGUCAGCGCAGCUGAUGCACACUACGAUGUAAUGUUCAUCGGCACAGAUAUCGGCUCUGUGCUGAAGGUGAUCUCUGUGCCCAAGGGAAGCUGGAGUAACACAGAGCUUCUGCUAGAGGAGCUUCAGGUCUUUAAGGAUUCUUCAUCUAUUAUCAGUAUGCAGAUUUCCUCUAAACGGCAACAGCUGUAUGUUGGCUCAGACACAGGUGUUGUCCAGGUGCCUCUGCACCGCUGCAGUAUGUACGGUAAAGCUUGUGCCGAGUGCUGCCUGGCUAGAGAUCCAUACUGUGCCUGGGACGGACACACCUGCACACGCUACCUGCCAAACACAAAACGGAGGUUCCGGCGUCAGGAUGUGAGGAAUGGGGAUCCUAAUGCACUCUGCUCAGGAGACCAUCAGAAGCAGCGUGUUCUGGAGAAGAGGCUGUAUGCUGUGGAUGGAAGCAGCUCCUUCCUGGAAUGCAACCCGAAAUCAUUACAGGCCCAGAUUACAUGGACCUAUCAGAGGCACCCGGAAAACUCACGGGAGGAGGUUCGUUUAGAUGACCGUGUUUUGCAGACUGAGCGAGGCCUGUUGCUAAGGCGAGCCGUGCGUAGAGACAGCGGUGUGUAUCAGUGUCACGCAAUGGAACACGGAUUCACCCAGACCAUCCUCGUGAUCACGUUGGAGAUUUUGCCUUUGGCUGGCUCCGCCCCUUCAGCUCCUAUCCCUCGCAGCCCCGCCCACUCCCACGCCAAUCACGGGCAGUCUACCAAUCAAAAGCUGUGGUACAGGGACUUCAUGCAGUUGGUGGAUCACCCAAACUUAAACACGGUCGACCAGAUCUGCGAGCAAGUUUGGUCACGCAAGCACAGUCUUUCAGGGAAGAGCACUCCAGAUACAGCCAAUGAGGCACCGGUUCACGACCCGCUGCACUCUAAAAAGUGGAAGCACCUGAAGGAAGUGAGGAAAGGGCGAAAUCGCAGAACGCAUGAUGGGAGACCUGCCCCCAGAGCGCCGCGGAGCGCGGGAGAGUAGCGAGGGAUGAGAGACGGAGUGAAAAAGAGACUGAGAGACAGAAAGAUAGAGCAAAAACCACUGGAGGUGGACAGCUUCUCAUACAGCAUCUAAUUCAAUGACUGUUUAUCACCUGUUCUGCUUCUUAUUACCCCUGUGACGACACUCCACUGCCUGUUAUCAGUCUCUAUAUACUCUAUUGCCCUCAUCUCCAGUCUGAAGACUCAAUCUAGUGCCCCCAUGACCCCAAUCCCACUCCCGCCAGCAUCUAUUACUCCUGAUGUUUAUCCAGAAACCCACACUCCAUCCAAUUCAUCUAAAUACUAACACAAACUCAAGAGGUCCUAAAAUCCCAAAAAUCCCUUUGAAUUGUAACAGGAAAAGCUUUGAUCGGAAAUUGAGGACACAAAGACGUGCAUGCACUGCGUAAACACAGGCUCUUGUGGACACACAUUGAGUAAAUACAUGCAUACUCUUGUUUUCAUCUGGUUGUUUGUGCAACAUGUGUUCUGUAUAUUAGAUUCUUCUCUCACUUUGGCCCUGAAACAGAGACCUCACAGACCCUUGACUCACCAGCACCAGAUGAACAUCAUUACUCUUCUUUCACUGCUUGAAGACAUAAAACACAACAUUUCAAGCAAACAAAAGACAAAAAAAGGAGAAAAAAACUGUACAUUUGUGAUCUGGUAAGGUUGUAGCUACAGUAAGAGUGUUUAAGUAAAUGUUUUUUUCAUGUGACGGUAAUUAUAUACCUUGCAAGCUUAAAGCUUCACUGAGCUUUACAUUUCUGGCCGUUCUGUAAAGUAACAAAGGUGAACUAUUUUGAGUUACUAAGUUAUGUUUCAGGUGUUCUGAUUAUGUGUUGAAUGAGACUGAGAUGGGCACAGCAUUAAUGUACGGGGCAUAAUGGGUAGUAUGUUCUGAGACCAGGUGAGGAAAUAUACAGAGAAACCUUUUUAGAUUAGACACUUUUAGGUCUAAACUAACAACUAACCUCUUGAAUUCAAAAAUCUGAAUAGCUAUGCAUAUGUGUCUAAGAAAGAUUUUCCUGCUUUUUAUACAACUCUACCAUAUACGUAUGUUCACCGUUUAAAAAAAAUGAGCCUUCUGUGAGCAUCAUAUACUGGAAGACCACGGCUAAUGUAUUAUUAUGUUUGCAUUAUAAGUACAUAAUGGGUUAAAUCAGAAAACGCAGAUCCGAAGUCCUUUCUGAAGGGAAGAAACAAGAAAAAGUAGCUACAAAAAAUUGUCUUUAGCUCUCACUCUUACAAUUCAGAUAAAUAUUUAAUAUAACACAUUUAACGAUUAUAGCCAAUUUUUCAUUGACACAUUCUGUCUUUUGAAAAUAGCGCAAAAGCGAUAUGGGAGCGAGUCAGACAAAUUCUAUAAAUUUACCAUGGUAACAGUUUACACAAAAAUACCAUAGUUAGGCUCAUAGAUAUGUACAUAUAUGCAUAGCCUAUACAUUUCUAUGGUUAGGCUACUUUAGUCAUGGUUGCUACUUUAAAACUGUGGUAACUUAUCCGCCACCACAAAAAAAGAAGUUAUUUUGGACACGGUGGUUAGCAAGGUGGAUAGGUGGGCUCUUGGGCUCGUGCUGUCUCGGUCUGAGGGCCCUCAUCUGGUGUCUGUGGGUAUUUGUGGUUUCUGCUGUGACGGGGAUGAGAGAAAUGUGGCAUUGUAAAAUAAUCAAUUCUGAUUCAUUUUUAAAUGGAUGUAAGAAUGUUUUGAGCAGAACUGGCGGAUUAUCAUGUGGUAGUAUUUAUAUCCGUUUUCUAAAAGUUGUACUUAAUGGUUAUUUUUUUGCAUGACUUAAAACGUCUUGAGCGUUUUUUUUAUACAAUGGGAAGACCAUGUUUUAAAACUGUCUUGCAAGAUCAUCUGGUGUUUUCAACAUAUAUUUAUGGCUCGAUAAGCUAAUGUGUUGUGGUGGUUUGUGAUGAAACUGACCUACGUGUAUUGUCCAUUUUGAUAGAGGAGAAUAUGAGAACAUCCUUGUGUGUAUAUUUUGAAAUCCUUCUCCUUCUUUUGAAUACACAUUUAAAGACCUAACCUAACACAAUUCGAAAGUAACUAUUCGGGUAAUUUAAAAGACUAUUCAAACAGCAUUUCAAACUCAUCUGAUUUUUUUUGUAGUAUUUGUGACGCUUCUUAUCUUUAGAGAGAGAGUGUAAGAAAAGAGCGGGUGUAUGUGUCUCAAUGUGAGAGAGGCUCUGUGUGUUUGUGCCAUUAAAUAUUAGGAUUUCUGUACAUUGGGGGAAAGUGUGAGUUGCAUUUUGUGGACAAGUCAAAGGUCGAAGGCCAAAGUUGACGUGAACACUGUAUUAUUCCCGGAGUAUUUUCUCUGUGGAUUGUUGCA
Sinocyclocheilus grahami is the source of this 5139-nucleotide messenger RNA. RefSeq names its product semaphorin-3B-like. The transcript has 18 exons. NCBI's taxonomy places the organism in Eukaryota, Metazoa, Chordata, Actinopteri, Cypriniformes, Cyprinidae. The record is from RefSeq and is a predicted model, not a curated record. Gene Ontology annotation, biological process: neural crest cell migration; axon guidance; semaphorin-plexin signaling pathway. Gene Ontology annotation, molecular function: semaphorin receptor binding; chemorepellent activity. The coding region runs from base 462 to 2801 and encodes 779 amino acids. Gene Ontology annotation, cellular component: plasma membrane.